Messenger RNA from Exophiala xenobiotica, 4190 nucleotides. RefSeq lists its product as uncharacterized. Gene Ontology annotation, molecular function: zinc ion binding. Gene Ontology annotation, biological process: silent mating-type cassette heterochromatin formation; rDNA heterochromatin formation; regulation of transcription by RNA polymerase II. The record is from RefSeq and is a predicted model, not a curated record. The coding region runs from base 527 to 3961 and encodes 1144 amino acids. The transcript is spliced from 2 exons. Lineage: Eukaryota; Fungi; Ascomycota; Eurotiomycetes; Chaetothyriales; Herpotrichiellaceae.
AAGAAAUUCACGCCAAGAAAUAUGCUCGGAGAAGUUUCCUCGGGAGACAAGCCAACAACUUAAAGUGGCGGCCUCGAUGCCCGUUUGGUGGCUCGAGCGUUCGUCAUAGUUUCCCCACUAAGGUCGCGCCUCUAAAACACGCUCGCAUUGGCAACGCGUAUCGAAAGAGCCAAGGUCCAAGCUGCAUGCCGUGACCUUUCGACCUGCCUCUCAACUUUCACCUAUUGCUCACCUGUCUUUCUGUAUUCAAAUAAAAGGCUUUAUUCUUGUUUGUCCUUAGCCUCCAAAAGCAUUGCACCGGAGUUCUUCCCUUCAGCAGCGGUCAACUUCUACCAUACCUGCAAGUUUCUCCAACUCUUGCUUCCAGAGACACCCUUCUAUCGACCACGCUUCAGAAGCUUCACGAUCGUCUUCUACCCCAGACAGUCCUCCUGCGCGAUGAGAAAGACCUUAUAGCCUCUUGAAGACUCGUGUUGCCAGACUUACAGCUGUCUGAGCGACACGCGUCUUUUCAACACCCACAAAAAUGGCGACUUCUCCCGGAGAGACCGUUUCCAUUCGAACAGUCAAACUCAAAGUGCUGUACACAUUUGACGUUGAGCAAAAAGACAAUCAUCUUGCGAGAUGGCCUCAUGCACUAAACGUGCAGGCUGCCUACAUCGACGAGACCAACCAGAUUGGUGUCAUUGACCUACGAACCUGCCUCGAAGCCGUGACAAACGCGAGCCCAGAAUUGACGGCAAACGCUGAUAAUGACUACACGGUUUACGCUUACGAUUAUUCCGAACCUGACACACCACUAGUGGGCCAAGGGAUGCUCUCAAAAACAAUUGCAGAUCAAGAUCAAGGCGCAGAUAUCGAUAAUGAGGCUAUGGUGACAGGCAGAAUUACAAAAAACGUGAUGGGGCUGUUUUCGAGGAACGCACAAGAGACGCUGGAAGUCAAAUUGAGACUCACACCGGUCAAUGCCUUCUUUCAAAGAAAUCGUUCAGGAAGUGUCAGCUCUCAAGAUGGCGGUCGUCCGUGGGGCAACGGUUCUGCAGCACCAUUUACUCGCUCGGGCUCUCCAGUCGAUACUACCGGGCUUGAAGUUAUGCAGCGUAUGCUCAGUGGCGAAAACGUGCCAGUCUCUGGACAGCCUAGCAGGCCAGGCACGCCCAAUGCCUCGCAAUCGUUCAACGCGCCAUCGCGACAAGCCGGAAACCAGUCAAGGCCAAGCUCAAGAGCAGGCAUGCGGCAGGUCUCUCACAGUAGACGUGACUCAUUCAAUUCAGGCUACUAUAGUGGGGAUGAGAAUACAGACGACGGCCCGGCAAGAAAGAGAGCGAAGACAACGAAAGUGGACUGGCCCACUAAGUCCAGUCUCAACAUUGAACGUCAGCCUGAUUCUCUACGUGUCGCGGCAAGCACUGCUUCUAGUGUUCGACUCCAUCGUCCUGUUCCAAUCAACCCAGCAAUUUGUCAGGCGGCAAUACCUACAGAAGAGCCUGUGAGACCACCAACUCCGAUUCCAGCCACGAAGUCAGGCAAGCCACGAGGUCGACCCGGACGACCACGGAAGAAUGCUUCCAGUAACCUGGCCCACGGGCCUCAAGUCCGCGGGUCUUCUCCUGCCCUUGAAUCCGUCCCACAGCCUGAAAUGCUAAACAUUCCCAUUACUUCUCCCGAGGAAACUCGAGGUCGAAGUGUCUCAAGCACUCCGGCGAACAUUCCUUCUUCACCUCCCGUCAUGCCAGAUCAAUCAGCCAUCACGAGCCCAGCUCUUCCGUCAAUGGCUGACCAUGACUCUGGUUUCAUGAGCGGCAACCUUGAUGACUUGUUCGGUGACGAUCAACUGCUGCAGUUUGACGACUUCAUUGUGGACAAACCAGACGGACCGGAUUUCAACCAAUACGCUGCGCAACAGCGACCAGCUGAUGCUUCUUUAUACCCAACAGUUUUUGAGGAUGAGUACGACGUUAGUGAAAUGCCGGCCGAAGCAACAAUGCCCGAAAUAGCCCCUCCGCCACCACCUGUGUCAUCACGGCCGUUCGCAAGAGCACAGUCUUAUACCCCUGCCCCUCGGGUCAGCAUGUCAUCUCCAAGAUUAGCACCGGCACCGAUUCCGAGGGCUCGUCAGAUCAUGGAAGAACGACGUGAACAGCAAAGAUUGAAGCCUAUCGCACCUGCCUUAGUGCCGCGAAGUGAUCCAGCUCCUAGAGUUAUUCAAAGAGCACAGACAUGGGCCCCUGAUAGUGACGCACUUAUGUCCGACGCAGCUGGUACGGAAGAGACGAGGGCGAAAGCCGCAACCAAGAAAAAGGUGGGCAUGGAACAGACAAAAGCGAGGUUGGAGAAUGCGAUUGCGAAAGGAGAAAUGCCACCCUUCUGUGACAAUUGCGGCUCUAUCGAAACCCCGGCGUGGCGUCGAGCAUAUGUCAAGGUCUUCAGUUGUGGCUGGGAUGAGGUCGAAACAUCCCUAGGAACGGGCGAAUGCUGUUACAAGGAGAUCUUGGAACGCAAUGCAGAUGGUACUAUCAAGACUUUCAGAGGAUACAAGGUCGAGAAGAGAUCGGGAGACGAAGACGAUAAAUGGAUUGCUAUUACUUUGUGCAAUCCCUGUGGGUUGUGGUUCCAUAAGCAAAGAUGUCCCCGACCACGUGAGAAAUGGCAGAAAAAGGACCCGAAGGAGAAGGGCAAGCGGAAGAGAAACAAUAAUGCCUCCAAACAAUCGAAGAAGAGUGACGGUAAUGCGAACUUCAAAAGCGAUGCUCAAACUCCUGCUAGUGACGAUUCUUCACCAGACACAGGCACUGAAGCGCCAGAUGCUGAAGAGAACGACAACGAAGUGACAAACAAUGACAUUGUUGCCGAUGACAGCGAGCCGCAGUUGCCUCCAAUGCCUCGUACGUUCAGGGCCAGUAGUGCUGGACCUGGACCUAAAGGUCUGCAAAGCCGGACACGCCAUCAAGCGACUGGACGACAAGUGCAGUCAAGUCCGGGACAAAGCAACGGCACCGAAGUUGUUGCAAUCGAGAUUGAUUUGACACCAAAGCCUGUUCGCCGACAACUCUUUCCUUCUCCGGAAAAGACGCAAGUACGAUCGGAUCCAGGCCCGACAACAGCUUUAGCGAAACCGGCAACACACCUUCCAGCGUUUGUGCGACGGAGUCCAAGACUAAACAAGACGAGAGAUUUCUUUGCAACACAACCUGGGACUGUCGCAAUUACCGUCCAUGGGAAGGAAAAUGCAGCACCUGCACCAGCUGUGGUUGUUGAUGAUCUUGCAGACUUGUUUGAAGAAGGGCCAGUGGACAUUGAGCUACCUCCCAUGACGCCUACUCCGAAAAGACGGUCCGAACGACUUCUCUUGAAAACACCCUCUAAAACCCCUCAACGACAUUUUGGUGCUGAGCUGUCCCCCAAUGCUGACCUACUACCAAGCUUUCGAACGCCGAAAAGCAAGCCAGGCCACCAUGCUGCCUUAGCGGCUUUGUUGGGUACAGCGCACAAGAAUGUCCUUGAGAUGACUCCAUUCUCUAGGUCAAUUCACGACGCUCUCCUGAGUGACGCCCCGUACGCCACGAAUGUACCAGACCAACAAAGAGCACUGGUCGACGGUGAAGCAAAGAAGACCCCACCGAAAAAGGCCAUCGCAUUCGACUUUCCUGACUUGCCAUCUCUCAAGGACUCUUCGCCAAUGUCAGCUGACCAAAUGAUCAAUUUCAGCUUCUCUGAAUUGACAACCGAUCACCUAAACAGCGACCUCGCCGAUCCUUUUGCCACAGCUGCUACGAUGCCUAGUUCGCCUCCAGCAGGCUUGUUCAACUUUCUCGAUGCUGAACGCACCGACAUGGACGAUAUGUGGGACGACAUGAUCGAUGCCAAUGGGGGACAGUCGUACCCUGAUCCAGAAGCAUCGGCAGUGACGACGUCAGUUGGAUCUAUCAGAAGAAGCCCUCGACACCAGCGAGUGAAAUGAACCAUUACCAGGAAAGGAGUGAGAUGAUGAUUAUGGUUUCAAGGCUCUGUUUUUGACUCGAUGCGGUCGCACAUUAGCGCGCUAUUCCAUUUUAUUGCAUCAAACAGAGUAUUGUGUACAGUAACAGAAGGCUUAUGACAUGGAUGACAUAGAAAGCGAAGGAUUCUGCCAGAUGUCCUUCUUUGACGCAAUGCAUUGGCGUCGCGAGCCGCCUCGAUAAUAGCUACAA